Colletotrichum chrysophilum is the source of this 3081-nucleotide messenger RNA. RefSeq lists its product as uncharacterized. The transcript has a single exon. The record is from RefSeq and is a predicted model, not a curated record. The coding region runs from base 1 to 3081 and encodes 1026 amino acids. NCBI's taxonomy places the organism in Eukaryota, Fungi, Ascomycota, Sordariomycetes, Glomerellales, Glomerellaceae. Gene Ontology annotation, molecular function: ATP-dependent chromatin remodeler activity; ATP binding.
AUGGUCGCCCAGAAGGAAACCGCGAUAGUCAUAUCCGAUGAAGAAACCGCAAGCGACAUCAGCGAGCCGAGGCGACCGACCGAGAAAGCCCUUGGCAAGCGCAAAAGUGACCUCGUGGACUUCGAGGUGAAGGAAGUCUGGGAUGACGACUCCGACGAGGAGCUGCCCAAACUGAAGAAGCGCAAGGCGCAGCUCACAUCAGGCCGGAAGGGGAAGGGCAAGGCGAAACCCAAAGCGAAGGGAGGGAAGAAGGCCGCCGCGAGUAGCAAACAGCCGGACGAUACCGACGAAGACGAACUCGACAUCGCACAGGUACCCGUGUACAUCAAAGAACGGAGGAAGAAGUUCGACGACAAGCGCGAGAAGUUACGAGACGCCGGACUUCUUCUGCCGCCAGAAUACCACGACUUCAAGUUCUCCGAGGACGAACGAGGACUACCCCCGGAGCGGCGACCGAAGUUUGACGAGAGCUCCAAGAUCAAGCCAUGCCGACCAUACAAAGACAUCGAGCUGGAGUACUCGGCGGGCGUCAUCCCAGCGUCCAUCGCGCAGUACCUCCGCGACUACCAGAUCGUCGGCGUCAAGUUCCUGCACCGCCUGUUUGUGUACCAAAGAGGUGGCAUCCUAGGAGAUGACAUGGGCCUUGGCAAGACGGUGCAGGUUGCCAGUUUCCUAACGGCGGCGUUCGGGAAGACGGCCGACGAGCGUGAUUGGAAACGACUGCGCAAGAUGCGCGAUGAAGCGGGGCGGUGGUAUCCCAGAGUGCUGAUCAUCUGCCCGGGCUCCAUCAUCGAGAACUGGAAGAUCGAGCUGAACCGUUGGGGCUGGUGGAAGGUUGGUGUCUUUCAUGGCCCCGGAAAGGAGGAUACCUUGGCUUCGGCCCGGUCUGGUCGGAUCGAGAUCAUGAUCACCACGUACACAACCUACAAGAACCACCAGAGCUAUGUCAACACGGUCAAGUGGGAUGCCGUGGUAGCUGACGAGUGCCAUCAAAUCAAAGAAAGGAGCUCGGAGAUCACCAAGGCCAUGAACGAUGUCAACGCCCUUUGCCGUAUUGGCUUGACGGGUACAGCAAUUCAAAACAAGUACGAGGAAUUAUGGACACUUCUGAACUGGACGAAUCCCGGUCACUUUGGUACCCUAUCAGAGUGGAACAACACCAUCACUAAACCUUUGAAGACAGGCCAGUCGCACGACGCGACACUCAUCCAGUUGAAGAAUGCCCGCCUUACCGCGCGCAAGCUGGUCAAUAAUCUGUUGCCGGGCUUCUUCCUCCGAAGGAUGAAGACACUCAUCGCCCACCAACUUCCCAAGAAGACGGACCGAGUUGUCUUUUGCCCGCUCACUGAAUCCCAGCAGGAAGCGUACAAGAACUUCCUCAGUAGGCCUGAUGUUGAGCUUCUUCGUACGCUUUCAAACCCGUGCGCGUGCGGAUCAGGCAAGGGCCAGGGUUGGUGUUGCAAAAAGACGACCGAGGAUGGGACGCCGUGGCAGUCUAUCAUCUUUCCGUGUGUCGUCACUUCUCAGAAGCUGGUGAACCAUCUCACUCUGCUGGUACCUCAAGGCACAGAGACCGACGAUAAGCACAAGCGUGAGAUGCGCACUCUACGACACUGCUGCCCAGACACUUGGAAAUCUCUUUACGAAAACCGAGACGCGAUCAUGUACCUAGCGAACCCUGAGUUCUGUGGCAAGUGGAAGGUCCUCAAGAAACUUCUCAGGUUCUGGCAUGAGGCCGGCGACAAAGUCCUCGUGUUCUCUCACAGCGUACGGCUGCUGAGAAUCCUCCAACAUCUCUUCCACAACACCAGCUACAGCGUCACUUACCUCGAUGGCGGCAUAAGUUAUGAAGACCGACAGAAGGCCGUGGACAAUUUCAACUCCGAUCCGACUCAGUUUGUCUUCCUCAUCUCGACCAAAGCUGGCGGCGUUGGCCUUAACAUCACCUCGGCAAACAAGGUUGUCAUCGUCGACCCGCACUGGAACCCAUCCUACGACCUCCAGGCCCAAGACAGAGCCUACCGUAUUGGCCAAGUCCGUGAUGUUGACGUCUUCCGUCUUGUCUCCUCCGGCACCAUUGAGGAGAUCGUCUAUGCCAGACAAAUCUACAAACAGCAGCAGGCAAACAUUGGCUACACGGCCUCCUCCGAGCGCCGCUACUUCAAGGGUGUGCAGCAAGAUACCGACCGCAAAGGCGAAAUCUUUGGCCUCGAGAAUCUUUUCACCUACCGCGAAAACCAGCUCGUCAUCCGCGACAUCGUCAACAAGACCAACAUCGCAGAAGCCAGAGUCGGAAACGACAUCGCAAUGACCACCGUCGACAUGGAGAACCUCGUCAAGGAGGAAGACCUCGGCGGCGCCGUCAAACAGGAACCCGCAGACGCAGAAGACGCCGGCAUGUCCCAGCUCGCCGCCGUGCUCGCCGCCAAAAACCAGAAAGACUACCUCGGCACCGUCAAAUCCCAACAGCCCAAGUCCGACGCCGUGCAAGCCAUCCUGUCCGCCGCCGGCGUCGAGUACACCCACGAGAACUCGGAGGUCAUCGGCACCUCCAAGGUCGAGGAGCAGCUCUCGCGCAAGGCCGAGAUGGCCGCGAGCUCCGACGUGGACCCGGAGGGCGACGGCGCUCUCUUUGCCGACAGUCAGGUGUUUGACGCGCACGCGCAGAAGCUCAAGGGCUUCUCGUACGUGUACAACCCGCCCGAGGACGUGAUGCGGCGGCAGUUCUGCUCGAUGGCCAAGGAGUUCGGCUUUGGCAGCGCGACGGAGUUCGCGCUUGUCGUGGGCAGCUGGACGCAGACGCAGAGGCGCAACUGCUUGGAGGCGUUUUACCGCAUCCGCGAGGGGAAGCUGUUGGCUGAGGAGACUGUCAAGGCGGAGGAGGAGGUGAAGGUCGAGGUGAAGGCCGAGACAGACCGAUAUGACGCCGAUUUGGAUGCCGAGACCGAUUAUGAGAGUGACCAUGCGGAGGAGGCGGUGAAGAAGGAAGUGGUCAAGACCGAGUCCGUUAAGGGGGACGUCGGCGUUGUUCCUUCGAAAACACCCAUUUGGAUAUACGACUCGGAUGAUGAUGAACUUUAG